Orbilia oligospora ATCC 24927 is the source of this 1581-nucleotide messenger RNA. RefSeq lists its product as uncharacterized. NCBI's taxonomy places the organism in Eukaryota, Fungi, Ascomycota, Orbiliomycetes, Orbiliales, Orbiliaceae. Bases 1 to 1581 code for a protein of 526 amino acids. The transcript has 2 exons. Gene Ontology annotation, biological process: DNA recombination. The record is from RefSeq and is a predicted model, not a curated record.
AUGGAACCAUCGACCCCACCUCCACGACCAUCUGUCCCUGCGACGUCCCCCUAUGGAAGUCCAGAUCCUCUCAGCGAUCCACCGGGUCCAUCGAGCCCGGAAUCUCCACUUCCAACACUUCCUGCACAUCUACCACCUUCAUCUCAGUUUACCACCGAUAAUACCCCAUGUAAACCUCGCGCUAGAGUUAUCCAUGACGAAGAAGAAAAUGUACCUAUUGUUCAGCAGUCUAGUUGCCCUGCUGCCCUACCAGACUCGUCGAUGGAAUCGAAGUUCGCUAUAUUCUUACCGUCGGAGUCGAGUCCGCCUCCGGAGUUCCAAACCAGUCCGAUGAAGCAACCAACUUUGCAAACCGUUCAAGAACAGGAAGAUUUCAAAGUUAGCAUCGAGAUGGUUGAUGUUGAGGAAAUUGAUAUUCAGAACCCCAGUUUCAACAAUGAAUACACCGAGAUUCCAGUUUCGGAAACGGUUCAUGAAAAAGAUGGACUCGACGCUAGCAUCUCCAUUGGCGGUAUCGAGGAAUCAGACAUCCAAGAACCAACUCCGGGUAACGAAUACAUCGACCUUCCAGCCCUCCCAACGAUUGCCGAAUCCCCACCUGCAGAAUCUUUCCAACCAGAAUCGUUUACUCUCACAUCGUCGCCUCCACGAAUGCCUAGUCCGACUCCUAGUACGACAACUACGCCUAGUGUCCCAGCCGCGAAACGUCGCCGUCUAAACUCCUCAAUGACAGCCACGAACAAAUUGAUGAGACCCUUCAAAUCGCCUUUGAAAUCCAAUAAUACACCCCACAAUACCUCUACACCCAGUCGUGAAUCUCCACGCAAAUACCCGCCAUCUACUCCACCCCAAAAGACUGCAAUUCCGUAUACCCCACUCCCUCGCCUUCAGAAGCCUAGCGAAGAGAUCGAAACAGCAGUAGAGGAUACAAAGCCAAUUGUUACACCAGCAGUUCGCCCACAACGAUCUAUCAAAUCUACUAUUAAAUCGAGUAACCCACCUUUCCGUUCGUCCUUUGCAAAGACUUCAAAACUCAGCCUCUCCAGUCCAGCUUCACUCUCCACCAAAGAUCCAUACAUCCUAUCAUUAGAACAAAAGCUCUCACAGCUCCAAAACUCGGUUCGCAGUGCCAAGCAAGCCCUCGAAGAAUCAUCGCAAGCCCUCAAGAUCGAACAAUCCGGGGAAGAUGAUAAACUCGAGGAGCUUAUUCUUAAAUGGCGACAAGCAGCGCAAAAUGCUGCUGACCAUAUGUUUUCGGGUGCUGAGCAGCGUUUUCAAAGAAUGGGUGGGAUGGCGGGAUAUCGCGAGAGACAAAACCGUAGCAGAAGUGGCGGUGGGUGGGGCUUUGCUGACGAAGAUCCCGAAGAAGGGUUGACGGAAGACCAGAAGGAAGCAAGGCGACUUGCGAUGUAUGAAGCUGGCUUUGAUGAAAUGUCUGAGUUGGAAAAACAACAAAAUGAAACUAAAAAUCCCAUUAAAGACGACGGUGACCAUUUUACCAUGGAUAUGAUGCUCGCGUCACUCAACAUCGACAUCGACAUCAUCAGGUAUGACAAGCAGUUACAGCGGUGGGGUAAAUGA